AUGUCUUUUUUCCGACGAGUAAUUUCGGCUCUUAAAAAAAUUGCUCCAUUAUCUUUAGCCGAAACCUCUUGGGACAAUGUUGGCUUACUUGUAGAACCACCAUAUCCCCGAGAAAAUGCCUCUCGCGUUUUUCUUACUAUAGAUUUGACGUCUGAAGUGUUGGAAGAAGCUCUUUCCGAUCCCGAAGUGGGUUUUAUUAUCGCAUAUCACCCGCCAAUUUUUCGUGCUUUCAAGCGUCUCACACUUACCGACACUAAACAAGCUAUUGUCAUGAAAUGUGUGGCGAAAGGUGUUGGAGUUUAUAGUCCACAUUCUGCACUGGAUUCUUGCAUUGGAGGAGUGAAUGAUUGGCUUGCAAAAGGACUUGGCUCGGGGAAAACCGAAGUAAUUAAUCCUCUUGAGAAUCCACCUCCCGGUCAAGAAGGCGCUGGUUCAGGCAGAAUAUUCACUUAUAAUCAGCCAAUACAUCUCUUAAACGUGGUUGAACGUGUGAAAAGUCAUUUACGACUUCAGCAUGUUAGAGUUGCUACAGCGACAAAACACAAUUCGGGAUUAAUUCAGACAGUUGGGAUUUGUGCUGGAUCUGCAGGAUCUUCCUUACUCUCGCCUGUGAGGGCAGAUUUGUAUUUUACAGGAGAAAUGUCGCAUCACGAAGUUCUGGCUGCGUUAGCUCAUGACACGAGCGUAAUUUUAUGUGAGCAUACCAACACAGAAAGAGGCUAUUUGUUAGAUGUCUUGAAACCAACAUUGCAGAGUAUUGUUGAUGAUAGUCUAGAUGAGCCAAUAGAAGUCUGCGUCAGUCAGCUCGACAUUGAUCCAAUAAAAAUCAUUUAG
Molecule: messenger RNA, 834 nt
Organism: Ambispora gerdemannii
Lineage: Eukaryota; Fungi; Glomeromycota; Glomeromycetes; Archaeosporales; Ambisporaceae
Source: the annotation of a GenBank genome assembly